Molecule: messenger RNA, 1017 nt
Organism: Arthroderma uncinatum
Lineage: Eukaryota; Fungi; Ascomycota; Eurotiomycetes; Onygenales; Arthrodermataceae
Exons: 2
Coding region: 1-1017 (338 amino acids)
Biological process (GO): regulation of transcription by RNA polymerase II
Cellular component (GO): nucleus
Molecular function (GO): DNA-binding transcription activator activity, RNA polymerase II-specific; RNA polymerase II transcription regulatory region sequence-specific DNA binding
Source: RefSeq, a predicted model, not a curated record
AUGAAGAUAUAUAAACCGCCCGAACACCUGCUGUGUCGACUCCUUUCUGUCCACGCUGCUCUCCGUUCGUGGCUCUCCCCCCAAGCGCUGAAGUCCCUCAGCUACACUUUGCCGCCUGCCCCCGCGAGUCCAUCGGAUUCUUCCAACCGGCCCGCCUCUCUGUCGCCAAGUGGCCGUCGUGAUUGCAGUUCAUCUGGCACCCUCGUGCCUCAAUCUCCAUCGGCUUAUCCUUCGUCCUUUUUGCAUUUGAAUCCCGGCCCCUUGCUACCAUAUUCUCCCACGCCACUCGGCCCGCAGCUCGUGGACUCGACCUUCUUUCCGGCGCCAGAUCCCUUUGCCAGCUUUCUUUCCGAUACCUACCUUACCCAGGACCAAUACCCUCUAUCCACCACAUUCUCAGACACCCCCGGCGUGACCCCAACCGUCUCUGUUGGGGAUUCCUUUGACGACCCAUUGCAAGCGUUUCUUUCGACGGAAGGCUUUGAUUUCAGCAAUAUUGCAGAACAGCUCCUUGUACCAUCUUCGAUUGAUAACAGUCCCACGUAUACCCCGACAUCAGAAGACAGCUCAUUGCACUCCAUGAAGGCAUGCGAGCAGUAUCUUCUAGACAUCCCACUGACCAGUAACGCCGACGACUCCCGCUCCGAGACGGACCAGCCGUCCACCGCCGGCUCUGUUCGUUCCGCCAAUUCAGGCCACAGCUCUCCCACCGGGCUUGACCUCGCUGCCGCUCCCAUCCCCCCUGUCAUACGCAGCCCGGCGUCAUCUUCAAAUUCCACCGCCGAAUCGAGCAGUAGCCGUAAGCGACAGCGUGUGGAUGUCGAAAAGCGAUCUGAGGAAGAAAUAGCCAACGAGAAACGCCAGCGAAACACGAUGGCUGCUCGCAGGUUCCGUAAGAGAAAGGAAGACCGGAUCUCUAGCUUGGAGCAGCAGCUCGCCGAAGCACUCCGAGAACGAGACGAGCUCAAGCUUCAAGUGGCAAGGCUCGAAGGGCAGAAUAUGAUGUUGCGGAAGUAA